AUGAAACACAUAGGUCUAGAUGAAGAAGGUAUACCAUGUUUGACUGAUGAUACGAACGUCAAAACUGAAGAAAAAAAAUCAGGAGAAACAAAAAACGAUGAAGCGAUAAAAGUUAAAGGUUCUUUUGUUCAGAAUACUUCUAUCCCUGACGAAGUUUCGCAAUUUUAUAAGUUCACUAAGAAAUUUGAGAGAUUUCUUAAUAGUCCUUAUAAGAAACUUGCAACUGUGAUUAUCAACAGUGAUGAAGAUGAAGACAAAGUUGAAGCCGAACAAGAAAAAAGGUGGGAAGAUGAAAGAAGAUUAAAAUCUAGUUCGGAUCCCUAUGGGUCUUUACCAGAAUAUAAACUGAAAGCUGAUAUAUCAAACUUUCAUGGUGGAUUACAAAUAGAAGAAUUGUUAGAUUGGUUUUACGAAGUAGAGUCGUUUUUCAACUUCAUGGAUGUACCUGAUUCUUCUAAAGUGAAAUUAGUUGCGUAUAAACUAAAAGGUGGAGCUGCAGCUUGGUGGGAUAAACUUUGUGAUGAUCGAAAUAAAUAUCUAAAACCUCCUAUCCGUACGUGGAAAAGAAUGAGAGACUUGUUAAGAGAUAGAUUUUAG
Papaver somniferum (opium poppy) is the source of this 597-nucleotide messenger RNA. RefSeq lists its product as uncharacterized. The coding region runs from base 1 to 597 and encodes 198 amino acids. The transcript has a single exon. Lineage: Eukaryota; Viridiplantae; Streptophyta; Magnoliopsida; Ranunculales; Papaveraceae. The record is from RefSeq and is a predicted model, not a curated record.